Messenger RNA from Octodon degus (degu), 1268 nucleotides. RefSeq names its product ADP ribosylation factor like GTPase 11 (gene Arl11). Gene Ontology annotation, biological process: vesicle-mediated transport; intracellular protein transport. The transcript is spliced from 2 exons. The record is from RefSeq and is a predicted model, not a curated record. Gene Ontology annotation, cellular component: cytoplasm. Gene Ontology annotation, molecular function: GTPase activity; GTP binding. The coding region runs from base 187 to 828 and encodes 213 amino acids. Lineage: Eukaryota; Metazoa; Chordata; Mammalia; Rodentia; Octodontidae.
ACCCCCGCCUCCAACCAUCUGGGGAAAGGAAGCAUAAAAGAGAUUGCAACAGGCAGUGUACUUCCUUCUUUCUCACUCUUGGGACAUGCCUGACUAGCAGAAAGAAGCCCUGUGACAAGAGAACCACGGAGGAGGAAAGCUCUGCCACAGUCUAAUCGUAACACAAAGGAUUCUUCUUUGGCCAUUAUGGGUUCCGUGAAUUCCAGAGGUCACAGGACAAAAAUUCAGGUGGUGAUGAUGGGCUUGGACUCAGCAGGCAAGACCACACUUCUGUACAGACUAAAGGGCUACCAGCUGGUGAAGACGGUACCCACUAUUGGUUUCAAUGUGGAGCCUCUAGAAGCUCUUGGAUGCACACCACUGACUCUUUGGGAUAUUGGGGGCCAGGCCCCACUCAGGGCCAGCUGGAAGGACUAUCUGGAAGGCAUAGACAUCCUUGUGUAUGUCCUGGACAGCACAGAUGAAGCCCGGUUGCCUGAAGCAAUGGAUGAGCUCCUGAAAAUCCUCAACAAUCCGAACGUGGCUGAUGUCCCUUUUCUGGUGCUGGCCAACAAGCAAGAUGCACCCAACGCACUUCCACUACUUGAGAUUAAGAACCAGCUGGGACUGGAGAGAUUCCAGGAUCAUUGCUGGGAGCUCCUGGCCUGCAGCGCCCUUACUGGUGAGGGGCUGCCUGAGGCCCUGCAGAGCCUGCGGAGCCUGCAGAAAAUCCACAACCACAGCUGUCUCCACGUCAGAGCCCACAGGGCGGGGAGAGCAAAAAAUUUUGACCAGGCCAGAGCAGCUUAUCUCCGCCCAUAUGAACCAAAAGGACCAGCUAAUCCUUGAGAAAAUCCAGGUUAACAUACGAAAACAUCUAUUAUCGAACAGGAUGUUUUCUUCUUGGGACUUAUUCUUAGUGGGGUUUAUGUUGAAAAUCAAAUAGUCUUUCAACAGUGAUAUUCUAAGGAAAAUAAAAGCAAUAGUUCAUUAUCCGGUGUGAGUGAAGCAAUAAGAGGUUACGUAUGUGAUAAAUUGAAGCCUAAGUUCAAAAAGGCAAAGAGGUUUCAAAACCAGGUUUCAGUAUCCUCUGCACAUGGUCACAGUCACGAUGAAUGAUUUUUCCCUGAUGGCUUCUGGGAAUGUGCCAGGGCUGGUGUCAUCAGGGAUGGCAGCAGGGAGUGUAGAUCUGCUCCCUCAGAGUCUGCAGUGGAGGGGUUUGCUGGGGUUCUGACCCUGGUGGAGGAGGCUGGGAGUUAAGGCCUUUGCAAAUUCACCCUUCUCUCUAG